This is a messenger RNA of Guillardia theta CCMP2712, 5397 nucleotides long. RefSeq lists its product as hypothetical. The record is from RefSeq and is a predicted model, not a curated record. Bases 1 to 5397 code for a protein of 1798 amino acids. Lineage: Eukaryota; Cryptophyceae; Pyrenomonadales; Geminigeraceae. The transcript has 10 exons.
AUGCUGCCGCGGGGGGGGCUCAUUGCGGCGAUUCAUGGCAGAAGGAGGAGGCAGAACGAAGAAGAGGAUUUCUCUUCUCUGCUCGAACCUCCGCAUGUCUACAAGGACAGGAUGGAAGCCGUCGAAGUUGUCCUCGAAGACCUGGAGUCAAGUUCGAUCUUCGGGCCCUCUUCGGGAAAGCCAGAUCAAUCUCACCACGUUGCAGUUGAUGGCCUUCUGGAGAAAGUUCAAGACAAACUACAUAGAUCUCAUGCUUACUUCAAGUUAUCUGCAACUGCACUCUUUUUCAUCUUGUUCGCCAUACUUCUCUUCACGCAGCGCAAUGUUACAGACUCAUUCGCCAUGGAGAGUUCGAUCAUCAACCUGAUCAUUGGGCAGCUCCCAACGCUCGGCACAGGGGGAUACACCAAUUCAAAUGUAGGAGCAGCAGGAAUGUUGACAAGCUCAGAUGAUUUCUACAAGUGGUUGUCAACAGCUGUCAUAUCCAAUGUCUUCACUGACCCCGUCUGUGGCGACGGCACAUGCGAUGCGCCGGAUGAGUAUCCGGGAUUCGGCAGGUUUGGUUGCGCUGCAGACUGCGGCAACUACCUUCAAGUAACCACCCUUACCAUCGACCUCGAGGAUGUGAUCGGUACCAGCGCGACGUCCCUUGGCUGGAAUGUGAAGAGCAUCAACAGCAUUGCCAACUCUGCACAGGCUGGGUUCAAGUUCAACAUCUACAGCGAGACAAUGGGAGACUUCUUGUUUGCUGAUGAUCAGUCCCCGACAACAUCGGCGUCAAUAUCUGUAGAUGUCCCUGACGGCAAUCUGACCCUUGUCUUCUACCAAACCAGCCAAACGAGCUCACUCGUCGACCUCACGACCAUACAGAACUUCUAUCCCUUCGAUCCCAAUACUGUUCCUACGCGGAGCUCCCUCAGUGAUUAUGAAUAUGGCGAUGAGAGAGAGUAUCUUACUUCAUCCUUCCUGAUCUCACAAGGAAUUACAAACUACUGUUCUACCCAGCAAGGCGCAUCAGAUCCCCACUGUCAGAGCCUGUAUUCGUUCGACACGUUUCUUCGGGUUCUGUCAAGUUAUGGACUGAAUGGCACCAUCACUAUGAAACCGAGCAGUUCACAGCUCACCGAGAACUUGGUUCAGGUUGGGUUUUGCUCUGUGUUGCCGAAUACAACUGGGGGAGCGUACUCUUCUCAGAACAAGUUGUUCUUUCAGAAGGCUCAAGGAAACUUACCUGCGUGGAACUACAAGAUCAGGAGGUCAACUUCAUUCGAUCCAAACUACCACGUCAUCGAACUCCGGACCCGGUCAGACCGCAUCUCAAGGUCAGACCACGGCGACAGCAAACUCCUCCCAAUCGGAAACUCGCGGACGGUAUGCCAGCAGACGGCGACACAAGCUCAGAACACGAUUUAUUUGAGCACGACGUCAACAAGUCCAUUGACCUUCGACAAACAAGCAUGCUUGACUCUGAAGAAUCUCGCUACUGGUAGUAGUCAAAAUGGCGUCAUUUUGUCAACCCAGGCGAUAGGGUUUCCUCCUGAUCCAUCGUCCAAUUGCCUUGAGUUUCCUUCUGUCUUGAGCGGUCCUUCCGGUCCGCCUGGGUCUGCUCAGGGAUCGGGCCCGGCAGCACCAACAACUUCAACUCAAUCUAGCACUUCCACGACAUCAGUUCAGUUCUAUCAUUUCACCUACCCAGUGCCGUCAGGAUCAACUGUUCAUGCUGUCUACAGUCUUGGCAGCAAGGAUUCGUUGUGCAUGAGUUUCACCGAGAGUGACUGUGUUUUACCUCAACCGAUUAUCUCUCAGGUGUUCACUCUCCCUGUACAAAUCUUGAACUACAACCUUGGACCCAAUUCCAACGGAGUGACGUAUGCGAAGUUGAACAUCACCUCAGGAUCAAACGACUACGCAUACUCCUACUCCAAGGACUCACUGUCAUGUUCUAACGCUUCCGCAGCAUCGACCGUGUUAGAGAUCUACAAUUUCUCCACGACUGUUAUGCGCGCCUCUCCCGUUACGCUCUAUGCCGUCGCAUGUAAGGGUGGUAACAUCAUGAGCGAUAUCUCGCAGAAGACCUUCACUGUGUAUCCCGCCCCAUCCUUCUACGUCGAGGUCCAGAUCGAUGAAUGGAGCUUGUCGAGUUUCAACGAGACAUACCAGCAGCACUUGCUACAGUCAUUGCAGAACUUCGUGCCGAACCCAGCCAAACUGAAAAUCGGAUUGUCCGUAACAGCCACCGAGUUGACGUACAACUACACCAACGCUACUGGGUAUUCGAUCAAGGUCUCUGUCUUGGCAGGGUCUAACUACGAUCUUGUGGACGCGUACAACACCAUCUUGUCAAAGAACGCUUCCGUCUUAGCCUCAUUCGAGAAGCUUGCUGGCAUCGGCAAGCUCUCCAUGUCGUUGAAGCUGUCAUCGAUCACUUCCGAGCUCUCGGAAACGAGGAACUAUCAGACGUGCACGACUCACUAUGACUGUCAGAGUGGCUCUUACUGCGCCAAGAAAAGCACCUCCAAGACAUUUCAGUGCAUGCCUUGCACGUCCUGCGUCAUCGGGACCAGAGACUCUUACGACAACCUCUGCCCGCAAGACAAGUGCCCCGGGUAUGGAGGGUAUCCUUCCUGCGUCAACGCAGCCACCUUCCUUGAGAGCCUUCCUCUGACCUGUACCGAUCACCACGACUUCUCAGUCUGGGAGUACUUCAGCGCGAGCCAGGGUAGCCCACAGGUCAUCCCAUCCUUCACCCCCAAGGUGAGGGAGCUGACGCCCUACAACCGACUGGUCGGGGCGGUCAUGGUCACUCAGAAGCGACUGAAGCAGAACUCUUGCCUCGAUAACAUCCGAGACGGCCAGGUCAAGAGCUUCACCUCGUCGGCUGGCUCAGGGAUCAGCUGCCCGAUCCUCAACGAGUAUGACUCGGAGCCGUUCGGCUACGACCCAACGUUCAUGACCUUCAGCUCCAUCUAUGACGGCAAGCUCCGGCCCGAGACCUUCUACGGCUACGGCGAGCGGUACAACUCCACCGACGCCAGCGGCAACGUGGUGUAUGGCUUUCCCAAGGGCUUUUUCCCUCAGAAAUACAACCAGAACGCGCUGGACACCAACAUGAACGGGAUGUUGAGCACAGAGGAGCUUGCGGCGGGGGGGUCUCGAUCUUUCUUCAGGAAGCCCUCUGAGUACAUCGAUGCGAACUCUCAGGACUUUUUCAAGCUCUACUUCGAUGAGAGGCUCACGCAGAAGCAGGCCCUCAAGAUGGUCACUUUUGCCAAGGAUGGCAAGUUCAUCGACUCUCAGACCAAGGAGAUCUCCGUUGAGAUUGUGACCUUCAAUGCUGUCAAGAACAUCUUCAUGUACUCCGAGUUCACCUUCAACUGGGAAUCAGGAGGGAACAUCCCGUGGAACUACAAGAUCAACACCAUCUCCAUCGACAGGAUCCUCUACCCCACACGCGUGCAGAUCGUCCUGAUGGUGAUCGUCGUCCUCUUCCUCUCGAUCAACUGCCUCAUCGAGCUGCGAGACCUCUUCCUGCAUGUCAAGCGCUUUGCGCUCUACGAGUACCUCUCCGAUCCCUUCAACUGGGUCGACCUCUUCCACUUCUUCUUCAUGUGGGGCUCAGUGAUUUCGUGGCUCAUGUACAGGGAUUCCGCUUUCACCUUCAAGCUCCACACUAACUACCCGAUCCUCUUCUAUGGCCCUGAGUACGGCAACUCCACCUCCUCGAGGAGGUCGACUUCCGCACUUCGGAGGUCUGCCGCAACUGCGCCAACUCCCUUCCAAGUUCCCAUCAGCGUGACCAACUUUGCCAUGGCGCGCAUGUUCCGCACCAACAACGCUGCCGAGUAUGACUUCCUGCAGCUGACCAACGCGAUGAGGGAGAUCACCGGCUGGAUGGAGACUUUCUCCUUCUUCUCGGGCGUGUCGGUCGUUCUCUUUGUGUUCAGAAUGCUCAAGUCCCUCGACUUCCAGGAGAGGAUGGGGAUGGUGACGAGGACGAUCGCAAAGGCCGCCAGUGACUUGUGGCACUUUGUCCUCCUCUUCAUCAUCGUGUUCUUGGGAUACGCCAUUGUCGGUGUGCUGCUGUUUGGGCACCAAUACGAGGGCAUGCAAGAUCUUUCUCACUGUUGUAUCACGCUGACCAUCGUGCUGUUGAGUUUAGACGCAACUCAGUUCUAUGCUUCGAUGUCCCAUGCGGCUACUCCGCUCGCCUUCUACAUCUUCCUGUGGUCCUACAUGUUCAUCGUCUUCUUCAUCCUCUUCAACAUCUUCCUUGCCAUCCUCGUCGAUGCGUACGCUACGGUCAAGCAGGCGACGGAGGGAGCGACGGGUCUUGUCGAGGAGAUAGCGGAUGUGGUGUGGCAUGCGGUGAGGAAAGUCCUGCCCCUGGGGUCACGCUUCAUGUCGGACGAAGAGUUCCACAAGCUGCUGAAGGAGGAGAAGGCCAAGAUCGGCAAGACGUCCAAGGUCCAGUCAGAGAUCAAUCGCAAGCUCGAGGACAAGAAGGAGAUUCUCCUGCACGGCGGGGUGAGACUCGACAUCAACGGCCUUCAGAGACUCCUCGACACCAAGUCGUCCAAGGGCUCCAAGCAAGUGACCCCGGAGACUGAGGACGGGCAGCACGACAGGACUGCCGGGAUGGUGGACGGCUACGGCAACGACAUGGUGCUCGAUGUGAUGGAGAGGUACGGGAGCAACGUGCUGGAGCAGAGAGAUAGGAGGAACCAAGAGUUCAAGGAGGUCGUCGGCAUCGAGAAUAUGAGGCGUCUGCUGGUGAUGAACAUGCUUCAGAUCGGGGUUCUGGACGAGCAGAAGCGCAUGGCGCAAGUUCUUGAGUCCCUGGCGGUGAAGUCGCUCGGGCAGCUGCCGGCGGUGGAGAAGAGCAUGAUGAAGCGGCUGGAGGAGUUCCUGAGGAAGGUAGGGGUGAUCAACCUGACCAUCAUUGGAGCCUCCGACCUCCCCCGGAUGGAUCUGAUCAGGAGCUGCGACCCCUACUGUGUCACCUACGUCGAUGGGUCCGGGGAGCCGGAGACGUACGUCACGGAGACGUUCUCCAAGGAGCCGAACCCCAAGUGGAACCAAGAGUUCUCAUGGGACAUGUACAGCGAUACAAACUUCCUCACCAUCUCCGUCUGGGACCGAGACAACAUCACCAAGGACGACUUGAUCGGCACUGCCAUCAUCGAUCUCAAGGAGCUGGAUGCUUCCAAGAGCGGGACUGAGAUGUCACUCAGCCUCGUCAACGCCCGGAAGGCCAAGAAGAUCAGAAACUCUAAGCUCCAAGUCAGGAUCUCCAUAGAGCGGCACGAUGCAGCCUCGUCGCAUGCGGUUCACGCUAACGGCUCCAACGGCAACGGCGCGCCUGCUGUGGAUGAUCUCCACGUGAUGGAAGCUGAGUGA